This is a messenger RNA of Anopheles merus, 1316 nucleotides long. It is a transcript of the gene Aos1, whose product is annotated as SUMO-activating enzyme subunit 1. Gene Ontology annotation, cellular component: SUMO activating enzyme complex; cytoplasm. Gene Ontology annotation, biological process: protein sumoylation. NCBI's taxonomy places the organism in Eukaryota, Metazoa, Arthropoda, Insecta, Diptera, Culicidae. Bases 105 to 1103 code for a protein of 332 amino acids. Gene Ontology annotation, molecular function: SUMO activating enzyme activity. The transcript is spliced from 2 exons. The record is from RefSeq and is a predicted model, not a curated record.
UCACCGGAAUUCAGACGCCACCAGCCAUUCUAUCCGGCAUUCGCGAAAACUUGCAAUAUUUUUUGUAUUGAGUUUGUUGCAUUUCAAUCCAAGAACCGAACGAAAUGGUUGAGUCCAACGGUGCCGAACUUACUGAACAUGAGGCCGAACUGUAUGAUCGGCAAAUUCGUUUGUGGGGUUUGGAUUCGCAGAAACGUGUCCGUUUGGCACGGAUUCUCAUCGCUGGUAUUAACGGACUGGGGGCAGAAAUAGCGAAAAACGUCAUACUAGCCGGAGUCAAAUCCGUCACCCUGUUGGACGACCGGAAGGUUACGGAGGAAGACUUCUGCUCCCAAUUUCUGGCCCCACAAUCGUCUGUAGGCACCAACCGAGCGGAAGCAUCCCUAACCCGUGCCCAGAAUCUGAAUCCAAUGGUCGAACUGAAAGCCGACACCGAACCGAUUGAAUCGAAAUCGGACGACUACUUUAAAGACUUUGAUGUCGUCUGUCUGAUUGGUGCGUCCACGGCACAGCAUCUGCGCGUGAACAACGUUUGCCGCGAGGCCAACGUAAAGUUUUUCGCUACGGACGUUUGGGGUAUGCACGGCUUCUGUUUCACCGAUCUGCAGAAGCACGAGUUCGCCGAGGAUGUAGCAAAAUAUGUGGUGGUAUCGAAACCCCACGAAAAACCCAAAUCCGAAACGGUGUACAGUACGGUAAAGUGUACGCUCGAAUUCCCACCCUAUCAGUCGUUGGUAGAUUUCGACUGUAAAAGCACAUCGUACGCCCGUCAGCUGAAGCGAAACGGACCAGCGCUGCCCGUACAGCGGGUGCUACAAAAAUUCCGCGACGAAGAACAACGCGAUCCAGCAUACGGAAAGCGCGAGGAGGAUUUGAAGAAGCUGUUCCAGCUGCGCGACUCUCUGGCCCCGGAGCUAAUACCGGACAAGUCUUUCGAUCACGUAUUUGCCCAGAUUUCGCCCGUCACUGCGAUCGUUGGAGGCGUUGUAGCUCACGAAAUCAUCAAGGUCGUAUCGCAGAAGGAAAGGCCACACCGUAACGUGUUCCUGUUUAAUCCGGACACUUGUUGCGGAUUCGUUGAUCUUGUUGGAGCGGACAAAUGAAGGAGUUUGGCAAAUGCUGGUAUGCUUCAUGUUGCAACGAGUUGUGCGUGAGGCGCGAAAUGAUUCCAGCGUGUGUGCACGAAAGUGAAAACAUAAUUCUUUAAGCAGGCAGUUUAAAUUUAUUUCUCUUAUACCCUGUACGAAAGCAAAUAUCAGCCCAACAGACUUUUUGAAAUUUGUGGAAAAAAUAAACUCACAUUAUUCUCUACCACA